Exophiala aquamarina CBS 119918 is the source of this 1746-nucleotide messenger RNA. Its product is annotated as glutamate decarboxylase. The coding region runs from base 1 to 1746 and encodes 581 amino acids. Lineage: Eukaryota; Fungi; Ascomycota; Eurotiomycetes; Chaetothyriales; Herpotrichiellaceae. Gene Ontology annotation, molecular function: pyridoxal phosphate binding; carboxy-lyase activity. Gene Ontology annotation, cellular component: cytoplasm. The transcript has a single exon. Gene Ontology annotation, biological process: carboxylic acid metabolic process. The record is from RefSeq and is a predicted model, not a curated record.
AUGAGAAGCUUACAGCAAGAGAAUGGCGACGCUGCCGUGACCGCGACCCAGGUCCAUAAUGUCACUAAUGGAUAUAAGACUGACUCCCAACCCUCACGAGCAAUAGAAAUCGAGGGUCUCAUCAAAUCCGUUCUUGCCCAGUUGAUUCCUUUCCUUACCUCAGCAGACCAGGAACUUCGAGCACACCAGGUUCAUGACGAAGUCGUUGAAACCUCUCUGGUAGACACCAAGUCGCCAUCUGAGCUGACUUACAUUCUCACUGAGGAUGGAACCUUGACCCUCCCUGAGCAUGGAUCUAGUCAGGCAGGCUUGCUCCGAUCUUUAAGCUCGAUAUUGUCCUACUCCGUAAACACCUCCUCGCCUGGGUUCCUGGACAAACUUUACUCUGCACCGCUCGCACCAGGCAUCGCAGCUGAUCUGACGCUAAGCGUGCUGAACACGAACCUUCAUGUCUAUCAAGUCAGCCCCGCUCUCACGCUCAUCGAAACCCAUGUCACGAAAGCACUCGCAUCUCUUUUUGGUCUGAAAGGCUCAAGAGCGGGCGGGAUAAAUGUCCAAGGGGGCUCGGCAAGCAACAUGACCAGCAUCGUCAUUGCCCGGAAUACACUGUAUCCCAAUACGAAAGUUCAUGGAAACAAUGCAGAUGGACUCGACCUUGUUCUCUUCACGUCUGAGCACGGGCACUACAGCAUCACUAAAGCAGCACAACAAUGUGGCUUUGGCAGCGCCGCUGUCAUUUCCAUUCCAGUUGACGAAACGACGGGUCAAAUUCGUCCCGAAGAAUUCGAGGAUUUGGUCGUGGAGCAGAAAUCGCAGGGCCGCACCCCGUUCUACGUCAAUGCCACGGCAGGCACGACGGUUCUUGGAUCCUUCGACCCAUUCACAGAGAUCUCUGCGAUUGCGAAGAAGCAUGGUUUGUGGAUGCACAUUGACGGAGCAUGGGGUGGGAGCUUUGCCUUUUCGAACUCCCUGCGACAGGAAAGGUUGAACGGCGCGGAAUUGGCAGAUAGCAUCGCGAUCAAUCCGCACAAGAUGCUUGGUGUUCCAGUCACCUGCAGUUUCUUGAUCCUGAAGGAUCUGCGAGAUGCUGAGAGGGCAUGUACCCUGCGGGCGGGUUAUCUGUUCCACGAUGUGGAGGAGGCGCAGGAUCUUGACAAUGACGAGAACCCCGAGCAGAGGCGAGUAGAAGCCAACGGGCAAGGUUCACAUGAGAACACAGACGAGUGGAGUCAGCCGGUGGAUCUCGCAGAUCUCACCCUACAAUGCGGCCGGCGCGGCGAUAGUCUGAAACUCUUCCUGAGCUGGCAAUACUACGGCACAUUAGGCUAUGCGUUGAAAAUCGAGAACGCGUACUCCACGGCAGCAUAUUUCGCAGACCUCGUCUCGAAGAACAGCAACUUCCAACUCGUCAGCCAGAACCCCCCCCCGUGCCUGCAGGUGUGUUUCUACUAUGCACCUGGCCGGACCUCGGUAUACCAAGUCUCCAACAGGGCGGAUGAGAGCGAGAAAACCAAAGUCGGAAAGAGGAAUUCUGUGGUGACGUCCAGAAUCACGCGACUGCUGGUGCGGAGAGGGUUCAUGGUUGAUUACGCGCCUGCUUUGGGGCAUGAAACUGAGAAAGGGGCGUUCUUUCGUGUCGUGACCAAUAUCAGCAUGGUUAGGGAGACGGUUGAGAGACUUGUGCAGGAUAUUGAGGUGCUGGGGAAGGACGUGGCGAGGGAAUUGAAGGAUCGCUCGCGCCUUUGA